This is a messenger RNA of Nicrophorus vespilloides, 1073 nucleotides long. RefSeq lists its product as uncharacterized. NCBI's taxonomy places the organism in Eukaryota, Metazoa, Arthropoda, Insecta, Coleoptera, Silphidae. The record is from RefSeq and is a predicted model, not a curated record. The transcript has 4 exons. Bases 160 to 888 code for a protein of 242 amino acids.
AUAUUUACUGGGUGCCUCACAUUUAUAUUGGCAAUGUUUAUUGAGAUAACGUUUGAUAUCGCAUGAGAAUCACCUGGGGCUCAUUUUCAUUCGAUACUUUCACUGAGGCAGAUUUCACUUGUUUAUCAUCAAUUGAAUGGUGAUUAUCUGUGACCCACGAUGAAACGUGAGGUAAUCAACAAUCUUAAUCGACAAAUAUCAAUAAUUAUUAACUUAAUGAUAAUCAGAUUCAAGAUGAUGCGCCAACUCGCGCUCCUUAUUUUCGGAGCCGCCAUGGUUAUGGCCCAAAGGAGAUUAGCACUUCCAGAUCCAAGAAGCUGUGCAAAUAGGGUACGUCAUGCGACCUACAGGGAUGCCCGUGGUGUCACCCAUUCUUACUUCUUCAGUUGGGAACAUCAAGCUACCAAGGGAUUGGACGUAGAUUGGUUAGAUGCUCGUAACAUCUGCAGGAGACAUUGCAUGGAUGCCGUGUCUUUGGAGACACCGCAGGAGAACGAAUUCGUGAAGCAGCGCAUCGCCAGAGGAAACGUGCGCUACAUCUGGACUUCCGGCAGGAAAUGUAACUUCGCAGGAUGCGACAGGGCCGAUCUUCAACCAGCCAACAUCAACGGAUGGUUCUGGUCCGGAUCCGGAGCCAAGAUUGGACCAACCACCCAAAGGAACACCGGCGAUUGGAGCCACACCGGAGGAUAUGGACAACAACAACCUGAUAACAGAGAAGCCGCUCAGGGCAAUGAUGAAUCUUGCUUAUCCAUUUUGAACAACUUCUACAAUGACGGACUCAAAUGGCACGAUGUCGCUUGUCACCACGUCAAGCCUUUCGUCUGCGAAGACAGCGAGGAACUCUUGAACUUCGUUGCUAACCGCAACCCAGGAAUCCGUCUAUAAAUCAUCAACUCCGAAUCAUCUGAAGAAGAGCAAAUUAAUAAUGAUUAGGAUUAAGUUUGUGGCAUUUUUUUAUACAUAUAUUUAUUUCCGCAUGUGAAUAAUUCGCUUCAAUCUACGUCUUUCUUCUGAUUUUUUUUUCUUGUAUAGAGUAGAAGAAUAUUGGAUAUAAAAAAAAGAUUAUAUGA